Misgurnus anguillicaudatus (oriental weatherfish) is the source of this 2632-nucleotide messenger RNA. The record is from RefSeq and is a predicted model, not a curated record. NCBI's taxonomy places the organism in Eukaryota, Metazoa, Chordata, Actinopteri, Cypriniformes, Cobitidae.
UAUACUCUUUGGCGGAGGGUGCAGCUGACAUUCGUCCAUUACUACAUUGUGUCCGUUUCAUUCUCUAUUUCCUCUUAUACGGGUAACAUGAUGGAAAUAUAUGAGAAAUUCAUCAGGACUCUGAUGAAGAUGUAAUUGUGCAUCGAAACCUUUAAAGAGAAGACGAACAAUGGCAGAAUCUUCACCAACAUCACCAAAACCAAGACGGACCAGAAGAAAGAGUAUGAGUCCACCUCCAUCUCUGUCAUCCUCCAGUGUUUCUCUGUCUGAAGAGCUUCAGUGUUGUAUUUGUCUGGAUGUGUUCAGUGAUCCAGUCAGCACUCCAUGUGGACAGGAUCUGCAGGAUCUGUCUGAAAAAGUACUGGGACAACAGUCAGAUCUACAGCUGUCCAAACUGUAAAGAAACAUUCAGUAAAAGACCAGAACUCAACAUCAACACACUUAGAGAGGUCGCGCUAAUCUUUAAGGAAAAAUUCAGUCUGAGAAGAUCUGAAGUCCUCUGUGAUGUCUGUGAUGAAAGAAAACUGAAAGCCCUGAAGUCCUGCCUGAUGUGUCAGAUGUCUUACUGUGAAACUCAUCUUAACACUCAUGAGAAAUUCACUUUAAAGAAACACAAACUGCUGGAUCCUGUGGAGAAUAUAAAGGACUAUAUAUGUGUGAAACAUGAGAGACCUCUGGAGCUCUUCUGUAGCGAUGAUCUGACACGUGUUUGUGUGUUUUGUACUGAUGGAGAUCACAAGAAUCACAACACUGUUCCUCUAGAGGAGGAGAGUAAAGAGAGGAAGACUCAACUGAUGAAGACACAGACAGACAUUCAGCAGAUGAUCCAGAAGAGAAUCAAGAAGAUUCAAGACAUCAAACACUCAGCAGAACUCAGAAAAAGAAGCAGAGAGCAGGAGAAAGCAGCGAGUGUUGAGGUCUUCAGUGAUCUGAUCAGAUCCAUUGAGAGAUGUCAGACUGAGCUGCUGGAGAUGAUGAAGAAGGAACAGAAAGCAGCAGAGAAACAGGAUGAAGAUCUCAUUAAAGAUCUGGAGCAGGAGAUCACUGACCUGAAGCUGAGAGACAGUGAGCUUGAGAAGAUCACACACAGUGAAGAUCAUCUUCAUCUCGUUCAGAUUGACUCAUCAUCUCUGUACAGAGCUCCAGACAUGAAGAACUGGUCUGAGAUCAGUAUGAAGACUCAUGUGAGUGUGGAGACUCUGAGGAGAGCCCUGACUCAACUACAAGAGACUCUCAAUGAGAAACUCACUCAAACUGAGGAUUUGGCAUUAAGAGGACGGGCUGUACAGUCAUCCACAGGAUAUGGUUGGGAAGCAUCAAAUGCCAUUGACAAUUCACCCUUAACCUGCACCCAUACUGACACAUCUGAUAACCCCUGGUGGAGACUGGAUCUUCUGGAUUCUUACUACAUCUCUACAGUCGUCAUCACAAACAGAGGAGACUGCUGUGCGGAGCGACUCAACGGAGCAGAAAUUCGUAUAGGGAACUCUUUGGAAAACAACGGCAACAAUAAUACCAGAUGUGCUGUGCUGAAUGGUGUUGCAGCGGGUCAGUCUGUGUCUGUGAAAUGUCACAAUAUAAACGGACAAUAUGUGAAUGUCAUCAUACCUGGAAGUUCAAAAAUUCUUUCUCUUGCUAAAGUGGAGGUGUAUCAGGCAGGAACAGGCGUUCUUAGGGGCUAAUCACACCAAACGCGCUUCAUACCACUGCUAUGCGGACGACACUCAACUCCACUUGUCGUUCCACCCUGAUGAUCCCACGGUUUCUGCCUGCAUCUCGGCAUGCCUGAGGGACAUCUCACUCUGAAUGAAGGAUCACCAUCUCCAGCUUAACCUAGAGAAGACAGAACUGUUUGUCAUAUCAUCUGAACCAAAGAUUCAGCACAACCUUUUCAUUCAGCUAGGUUCUUCCACCAUCUUGCCUUCCAGGACGGCCAAAAACCUGGGAGUGGUCAUUAAUGAUCAGCUUAGCUUCACUGAGCAUGUUGCCAGCAUUGCUCAUUCUUGUAGAUUCAUCCUCUACAAUAUUAGGAAAAUUAGACCUUUCCUAAAUGAGCAUGCUACGCAGGUCCUAGUCAAAGCUCUUGUACUGUCCAGGCUGGACUACUGCAAUGCGCUACUGGCUGGGCUUCCAUAUAAUUCUAAUAUCUUUAAUAUGAACCCAUGUUAAAGCACCACCAAACAAACAAACAAACACCAUUUGUUUGUUUAGUAUUGUGAUGGAUCCUACCUUAGAUCCUCACAUGUGGAAUUUUUUAUUUUUGUGUUUUUUAGUUUAUUUCUAAUAAUUUAUUUACAUAAUCAUUUUAUAAUCAUUAGUUAUCCAUAUGACUUUUGUCCAUAUGAUGUUUCAAUACUAAUAUUAUUAUUAUCAAUUUCAUUAUUAUCACUUUUAUCAUUUAUAUUAUUGUUUAUUCAUUUAUUAACUCAUUCAUUAGAUUAUUUAUAUGUGUUAUUGAUUUCAUUAUUGUUCAAUCUCAUGUUUCAUGAGCUGUCCUGUCUGUGUAAACAGAGAUAGAUAAAGAGAAAGUUUAUGGAAUCCCAAGGUUUAUGGGAUGUUACUGUUAAGCCAUUUUGGUUGAACAAUUCAUGUUGAAUUUAUACUCGGCAGACGAUGUUUCAACAUGUAGACU